This is a messenger RNA of Syngnathoides biaculeatus (alligator pipefish), 5008 nucleotides long. It is a transcript of the gene adnp2b, whose product is annotated as ADNP homeobox 2b. The transcript has 5 exons. The record is from RefSeq and is a predicted model, not a curated record. Gene Ontology annotation, biological process: regulation of gene expression. NCBI's taxonomy places the organism in Eukaryota, Metazoa, Chordata, Actinopteri, Syngnathiformes, Syngnathidae. Gene Ontology annotation, cellular component: nucleus. Bases 1401 to 4193 code for a protein of 930 amino acids.
AAUGGAAGUGGGAUUGGUAUUGGAGUCAGUCCUUUUAAAAAAAAAGUUACUGUAAUAUUUAGUAAUUGCAAGCAUAUGCUGGAAAUUGUGAUUUGUGUAAAUGUCAAUUUUUUUUUUCAAAGAAUAUAAACUAUUACAAAUGGGUAGCUGGUCUUUUUGUAGACAUUAAAACUUAUCAUCCCUGAUCAGUCGUCACGAUGUUUGAAUUUGACCUUUCCGUGCAUCUAAAAGUUGAAAUUUCCUUUUGAAACAAAUUUGGAAGUAAUGAAGUUAGCAAACUUGCAAAUAUUGACAUACUUGAGAUUUAAAAAAUAAAUAAAUAAAUUUGCAGGAUUAGCGGGCCUACGUUUGAAAAUUUUCAUUGCAAAUGUUUAGUCAAAUUUCGCUUUGAUUUCUGGUCGCAACACUUUUUCCGUAAUUGCUCACCUCAACUUUGGUAAAAUGAUGAGAGGAAAUUUGCUUAGUUUGGAGGUUUGCAUAAAUACGAAACUCGUCAUUUUGUAGCGAAGAAAAAUAGCAUGCUGAAAUUUGCGUUUGCUGUAAAUUUGAAAUUGUUCAUGUUAAAAGCGCAUAUUUUGGAAAGUUCUGAAAUUUGCGUACAUGCGAAAUUUGCCGUAUUUAUAUCUUAAAACUGCGACAAUAGCUAGCUCCCAUUUUUGUCUGCUCUAUCUUGCAAUGCUGCGCGCCACCACUAAAUUGUUAUUGCGCCUAACAAAAUGGUGGCCUCUGUGUGAUUGGCCAAUAAAAGUGGCAUGACGUGACGUCCUCAAGCAGAGGGUCCGCCCAUUUAGCUCACUUUCCACGCCGCCCAUUGGCCGGAUUCAUCCCUGACCACGUGAUCACCCGCGACGACCGCCCUUCCCCCCCCCCAUCUCAAGCCACGCCCCCAACACCUAGCUGGGCGCAUUUAAUGCACAAAGCCAAUUAGUGAGUCCGAAAUGUCGAAAAAGUCCCAAAAAUAAUCACUAGCCUGUUGACUCGAACUCUUUGUUAGCGAGAUGGAACUCGUUAGCAUGCUAGUGAAAAGUUAUUUAGCUAAAAAAAGCUAGGAGGCCUCCCAUUGGUCAGUUUGGGUGGUAUGCAAAUGAGGCAACUGUUACGUCAGAUCCUGAACUUGAGCGCCAUUUUUCCCCGUAACGGCGAAGAAAGGGACAAAAAGCCGUGGCGACAAAAAUCGCUCAUGGCCGCGUUCUCGACUGAAUAACGACGCGCUUUGGGUUCCCGCAAGCGGCCGCUCGAGAACGGGAUGCGGCUGGGCUGAGUGGCGCCGGCGGCGGCGGAGGAAUCCGGACACAAGUCGGCUGGCUCAGGUGGGGACGGGUGGAGGAAGUCGGGCGAACGUGGAACGAGCGUAGCCUCUCCUUACCUCGAGCGGAACCCGGAGCAGGACGCGAGCAAGAAUGUAUCAACUCCCAGUGACCAACUUGGAGAAAGUCCGCAAAGCCCGCAAGGCAGUGAAGAAUGUCCUGAGCGAGAUCGGCCUGGAGGACUGCCAGAACCUCCUCAAGGAGAUCGACGGUAAAAAUGGCGAGAAAGACGGCAAAGAAGAAUCCGCGGAAGAGGAUCCGUUACUGGGCACCGAGUGGACCGACUUCACUGACGGAUAUAACGGACGACUACGCAAGAAGUGGCCUUACCGCUCUCGCACCAUGUGCUGCGUCAUGUGCAAGUACUCGUCCAAGAACAUCUACCACUACCGCAACCACGUGGCGCGCUGCCACGAGUACCUGCAGCGCCUGUGCUCGCUGUCGUCCUGCCAGCGCUGCGUCUUCGUGGCCCACCCGCGCGCCGUCAAGAGGCACAUCCUCCUGUUCCACGGGGGCCGCGCCCAGGAGCCGGGCGCGCCGCCCCCGCCGCCGCCGCCGCAGGCCCACCCGGCCCCCGCCGCCCCGGCGUCGGCCGCCGCGAGCUACCGCGGCGCCGCCGAGCGCUACAAGUGCAGGAAGUGCUCGUACCCGUCGCAUUCCGUCUUCGCCGUCAAGAAGCACAUCAUCCUCAAGCACAUGGAGAGCGUGGCGGAACAGUACAUCGGGUACCGGCACCCCAUCGCCGGUUCCAACGCCAAGUUGUACUGCUGUAAAGUCUGCAACGUCAGCACGGGCAACCUGGACCAGAUGCUGCACCACAUGCUGGUCGAGCCCAAGCACUACAACGUCAGCUCGCAGGUGCAGACGAUGAUCUACGACAACAAGGCGGCCCCCGUCGCGGCCCCCAGGGCCGUGUCCACCCCGAACGGCAACGGCGUCUACGUCACGUUGCCCAACCUGGCACCCAAGCCGAUGAACAACAAGUCUUUUGUGGUGCCCGGAAACGGGCAGAACGGCGGCACCAUGGUGGCCUUGCAGCAGCUCCCGGGGGCGUCGAACAGCGCCACCCUGAUCUGCGCCCCCGGCGGCAACCAGGGUUUCCUGCCCCCGCAGGCGUCGGCGCUGGUCCAGCUGGCGAGCGCCGAGGCCAAGGGCCUACUCCAGCCCGGCGCCACCAUCUCUCUGCGGGGAUCCUCGGUAGUCCAGUAUCCCGGCGUGAAGCCGGCCUCGCCUCAAGCGCAGCAGAUCCUGAUCCCGGCGCCCAAACCCGCCGGGCCGCAGAUCCCGCCGGCCAACCAGGUGACGCUCCAAGGCACCAUGCUGACCUCGCAGUCUCUCCUGAGCCACCUCAUCCCCACCGGCAACCGCGUCAACGGCAUGCCCACGUACACUUUCGCCCCCCUCCAGGUGGCGGUGCCCGUCACGCAGACCUCGGCCAAGCCGGCCGAGCAGACCCCCAACCAGGCUAAAAAGUGGAUCACCUGCCCCCUCUGCAACGAACUCUUUCCCUCCAACGUCUUCGACAUGCACAUCGAGGUGGCCCACCAGACCAAGUUGGCCGCCGCCCGCGCCGAGAGCCUGGCGGGCCGGGCGGCGUUCCUCAAGAAGAUGCCCGACAAGACCAUCAAGUGUCUGACGUGCAAGGUUCUGCUGUCGGAGCAGAGCGUCCUGCAGCACCUGCUCCACGGCCUCAGCUGCCUCUACUGCUCCACUUUGUUCUUCUCCGUCAAGCAGCUGUCGGAGCACGUGAAAAAGCACAACCCCGCGGGCAAGCUCUACUGCGACUUCCUGCGCCAGAACUACAAGAUCUACACCAAGGGCAACGCCGGCAUCCUGUUCCCCUACUUCGACGUGACCACCGAGGCGCCCCAGGAGAUCCUGGGCGAGUGCGAGGUCAACCUGGCCCUGGUCACCAGCUCCCUGGAGCUCAUUUACGUCAAGCUGCAGCCGAGCAGUCAGCCCGAAGUCUGCUCUGCGCCCGUCAAGGUCAACGCGUCCUGCUGCCCCUUCUGCGACGAGAAGUUCCAGGAGGAGUCCAAGUACCUGCAGCACCUCAAGCAGAAGCACCUGGUGGCGCCCACCAUCCACGCCAUCCUCAAGACCGACGCCUUCAAGUGCAUCUACUGCAACGGGGUCUACACGGGGAAGGUGACCCAACAGGCCGUCAUGCUCCACAUCCACCGCUGCCGCUGUUCCCCGAAGCCCCCGCAGGUUCCCAAGCUCACCGUCCCGCCGCCUCCGCAGGUGGCCAAACCCGCCCAGGCCCCUCGCCAGCCCCCGGGGCUCUACUUCCUCCAGGUGCCCCAGGGGGUGACGCUCAAGGCGGCGCCGCCAAAGAUGCCGCUGCGACCAAAGACGCCGGCGCAACUGCAGGCGCCGCCGCAGACCAAGGAGCAGCUGGAGUCCACCAGGAGGCUGGAGGCCGCCUUGAAGCAGGUCAUCGAGUUCAACAAGCGGGAGCGCGAGCAGAAGGCGGCCGUGCGCAGGAAGGAACCCUCGGAGCCCGAAGUCUCGGCGGACCCCAACGUCAGGUUGGCGCUGGAGCCGGCGCCCCAGGACCGCCGCGGCCACGAGGAGCGGCGCGACUUCAUCGCCCGCUACUUCAACGUCAGGCCGUACGUCGGCCGCGCCGAGACGGAGGAGCUGUGCCGCCGCCUGUCGCUCAGCAAGUCGGAGCUGGUGGCGCUCUUGAGCAAGAAGCGCAUCCGCUGCAUGAAGAGCUUCAAGAGCAGCAAGGCCGCCGUGCUCAUGGGCUUCAACAUGGGGCAACUGGCGCGGGUGCGACACCCGCUCGUCAUCCCCGAGCAGAGGUCCGUCGAGUCCAGGGAGGCGCAGCUGGAAGAGCCGCCCGAGGUCCCGGCGGACGAAGCCGCGACGACUAAGUAGCCGCCGAGGGGCUCGCGGACGUCGGACGGAUUCUCACGCGGCCCCCGGACGUGACGUUGGGACAAACCCCCCACCCGGACAAACCGUUAUCGUCGUCUGCUGGUGUCACCCAAUUCCCGCCAAAGCACUCCUUUUUCUAGUACAGGACAGCCUGGCUGCCACCUUGUGGCGGCUCCAGGUGUUGCAGAAUAGGCAAGUUCAUGCCCAACUUUCUCUAGUUCGUGGCUACAAAUGAGCAUUUUGUGCGCACUUUAAAAAUCACAAUUUUGAAUUUCCACCCUUAUCUCCCAGCCCCCCCCCCCCCACGGUAGGUAUCGACUUGAUGCCCUGAAACGGUUCGCACUGUUCUGUAAUUGCCUAUACGCGCCACCAGGGGGUGCCAAAAAGUCCUACUCCUUAACGAGCAUCGACGGAUGGCGUCGAAGCACUGCUGAGGGGGGAAAAAAAAAAACAAAAAAAACAAACUGUUCAGUUGUCCGAGAGAUGAAAAGCUGACGUACACGCAAAAAUUUGCUUCUACGCUGGGGUUCACUGUGAUAGGAAUCGAAACAGGGUCAACGGAACUCAAAAAUUCUCACGUGGUUGUAGUACUUUGCUUGGACACUAGGCGGAGUAGCGAAGUGACUGAAAAGGGCACUUACCUGCAGCUCCUGGAUCUUUUUCAAAAGUUUUGAAUACGUGUGGUGUGCGUGUAUGUGUGCAUAUACAUACACACGUAUGUGUGUGUGUGUGUGUGUGUGUUUUUGUCUGUACACAAUUUAGUUUUUUUGACUCGUACGCUAACACGUGACUAAAUUAUUAUUUUUUUCUAUGUA